Populus nigra (black poplar) is the source of this 2675-nucleotide messenger RNA. RefSeq lists its product as uncharacterized. Bases 502 to 2430 code for a protein of 642 amino acids. Lineage: Eukaryota; Viridiplantae; Streptophyta; Magnoliopsida; Malpighiales; Salicaceae. The transcript has 2 exons. The record is from RefSeq and is a predicted model, not a curated record.
UUUUUCAUUGGUUGGAGAGAGCUUGAUACCGAACACAACAGAAGCAAUACUCUCUCCAUCUCUCUCUCUCUCUCUCUCACACACACACACGCGUUUCAGCGAUGUCUAUAGCCACUUCUCAGAUCCGCCCCCUUUGUCCACAUAUCCUCUAAAUUUGGUCAUCACGAUUGAUGAAACUUAAGAAUUGUGAAGGAAGGAGCGUAAGAGGCUCCAAAGAUCUGCGCACAUCAAUUGUGACUGUUUGUGUUAAAGGAUUUUAUCCUAGAAAUGUUGUCAGAUAUUUCUAGGUCCUAAGUGCUUUCGUUGUUUCAGUCUCUGCUGUGGGUUCUGAUUUUACAAAGAUGGACAGGUCAGAUACGUCAGGUUUUGUUAGUGGUGGAGUUAGAAUAUUGGGAAUUUUCCAUUUCUCUAUAACCUAUACCUGUUAGUGUCAUCUGCUGCAAUCUUUUCUGCCAGUUAAGCCUUUCGUUCCCCAGCGCUUUAGUUUACAGCUUCUAGACAAUGAAUCUUAACAAAAAAGGUCUGCGAUUUUCUAAUAAUAAUGAGCUUCCAAAAAAUGACUGUUUUGGUGAUACUGCUUUGAGCUUGAACUGCCUUGGAUAUGGAGGAAGCAGUUCGACCAAUGCUGAGGGUGCUCAAAAUAAUCUUAAGGUUGAUUUUUCUAAUGGUUCUGAUGAUGGCUGCAAGUUGGUGCUUGGACUUGGUCCGACACCAAGUGCAUAUUUUGAUGAUUGUUACUGCUUGGGGGUUAACAAAAAAAAAGGGCUGGAUUCUGCUGUUAUAUUUCCCAAGGGGUUGCUGUCUGAGAGUGAUUCAAUCCUAAAACUUGGCCUUUCCGGAGGGGAUAAGGAAGCCCUGAGUGGUCUCGACUAUUCAAUUUCAGAGACUGAUACUGAUACACCCAUGCUGAACCAAAUUUCUGAUGAUGAUAUUAGAUCCCCGAUUCCUGUUGUCGAUGAGGGUUCCACCUCAGCCAAGAAGUCUGGUGGCUAUAUGACAUCACUUCUUUUGGCUCCUAGAAUGGAUGUCAGAAAAGCUCCAUCACAGACUGAACUUCUCAACUUUGGAACCAGAUCUAAUCAUCAAUUUCAGCUGAGCCAUGAACUAUCUGCUAACACAGAUUUCUCCAUGGGCAUUAUGUCUGAGCAAACGAUUUCAAACACUUCUUCUGACCACAGAACAAGCAAUCCGAAGAAAUGCAAGGUCUUGGGUUGCUCAAAGGGAGCCCGUGGUGCUUCAGGCCUUUGUAUUGGUCAUGGGGGCGGACAGCGAUGCCAGAAGCCAGGUUGCAGCAAAGGUGCUGAGAGCCGAACAGCCUAUUGUAAGGUCCAUGGUGGAGGAAGGAGGUGCCAACACUUGGGUUGCACUAAAAGUGCUGAGGGGAAGACAGAUUUGUGCAUUGCACAUGGUGGCGGCAGGAGAUGUGGGUUUCCAGGCGGAUGCACUAAGGCUGCAAGAGGCAAAUCAGGGCUUUGUAUUAGACAUGGAGGGGGGAAGAGGUGCAAGGUUGAAGACUGCACUCGUAGUGCUGAAGGACAGGCCGGGUUGUGCAUUUCUCAUGGGGGUGGGCGCCGUUGUGAACACCAAGGGUGUACAAAGGGUGCUCAGGGGAGUACUGGGUACUGCAAAGCUCAUGGUGGGGGAAAGCGAUGCAUAUUUGCAGGAUGUACCAAAGGAGCUGAAGGGAGCACGCCACUGUGCAAGGGACACGGUGGGGGAAAGCGCUGCAUGUUUGAUGGUGGUGGAAUUUGCCCAAAAAGUGUUCAUGGAGGCACAAACUUUUGUGUUGCCCAUGGUGGUGGAAAGAGGUGUGUUGUGCCCGGCUGUACAAAGAGUGCGCGUGGCCGUACUGAUUGCUGUGUUAGGCAUGGUGGAGGGAAGCGGUGCAGGGUUGACAACUGUGGGAAGAGUGCCCAAGGUAGCACUGACUUCUGCAAAGCUCAUGGUGGGGGAAAACGAUGCACCUGGGGUGAGGGAAAAUGCGAGAAGUUUGCCAGGGGUAAGAGUGGUCUAUGUGCUGCACACAGCAGCAUGGUCCAAGAGAGGGAGGCAAACAGGACUGGUUUGAUCAGACCGGGACUCUUCCAUGGCCUUGUAUCUGCUGCUUCAACAGCAGGUAGCAGCAUUGACAACAAUCAUUCAUAUUCUGGAGUUAGUGCUGUCUCGGACUGCAGUGAUUCCCUAGAAAAGCCAGCAAAAAGACUACAUCUCAUACCACCCCAAGUACUGGUUCCUCAUUCUAUGAAGGCCACGUCGUCUUUUACAAGUUUUAUGAAUGCUGACAACUUAGAGGAAGGUACAAAUGGUUACGGUGCCACCAGUGGUGGGAAAAAGAAUUUCGACUAUCUGGUUCCCGAGGGAAGGGUGCAUGGCGGCGGCCUUAUGUCAUUGUUUGGUGGAAAUCUGAGGAAUGCUAUCAAUGGAGUUUGAAUCUGGUGAAUUUCAGCAUCCAAGAGUAAAUUUGUACAAAAGUGUGAUGCCUGUUUAAUAACUGUGUAUAAUUGGUGUUAAGUGGUAGUGUUUAUUGUGGUAGGAUACCGUACAAGGCUCUUUAUUUUUCUAGUUGACAAUUUGACAAUUAAAAUAAGCCCUCAAAUUAUUUUCAGAACACUGCUGAAUGAGGCACUGUAUGUUCAUGGGAAGAAAGUUUUAAGUUCUGUGGCCAUUUGAAGGAA